AUGGUGGUGACGCGGCGAUGCUGGGAGGCGGCACGGCAGUGGUUCGGCGGUGGAGCAGGGCGGUUUGGUGGUCUGGUUAGGGUUAUAGAGGGGAAGGAGAAAAGAAAGGGGCGAAAGGUUGGGGGUGGCGCUGGUGGUCGGCGGGGGUGCAGCGACGGUGGUGGCGGCUCGGUGAGGGGGCGCAACAGUGGAGCGAGAAGGCAAGUCUUGGUCGGCAAUGGUGGUGGCGGCGGUCUUGGUCGGCGAUGGUGGUGGUGGCUCGGUGAAGAUGGGGCGGUGGUGAUGUGGUGGUUGAGAGGAGGAGAAGAGAGAGUGCAGAGGGGGCUGGAGGGAAAGUGA
This is a messenger RNA of Arachis stenosperma, 339 nucleotides long. RefSeq names its product glycine-rich RNA-binding protein-like. The transcript has a single exon. Bases 1 to 339 code for a protein of 112 amino acids. The record is from RefSeq and is a predicted model, not a curated record. Lineage: Eukaryota; Viridiplantae; Streptophyta; Magnoliopsida; Fabales; Fabaceae.